Molecule: messenger RNA, 1695 nt
Organism: Thrips palmi
Lineage: Eukaryota; Metazoa; Arthropoda; Insecta; Thysanoptera; Thripidae
Exons: 4
Coding region: 191-643 (150 amino acids)
Source: RefSeq, a predicted model, not a curated record
CGGCGCGCACACCGCCGCGCCCAGAGCUGCCCGCCAAGGCCACCAGCGUGGUGGUCGGCAAUCCGCGCCGCCUCGGACGACACUCUCGGACGGAACGGUCUAGACGCCGGCGAGGGGGACGCACCGGGCCGAGCUGGGCUGCGGCAUGUAGUCCAUGUAGUCCUGCAGCACGCGACACGGAUCCAGAAAAAUGAGGGACAAGUCCGACGACAUGCUGGCGCCCCCCGCGGUCACCAACAUGAGCACCCCCAUGCUCGUCACCCCCGACGCCUCCAAGUUCAUCAUGAGGAAGAAGCCCCACACGCUGCCGCCCCUGGAGAAGUUCCGCAGCCUGGAGGGGCGGGGUUCUCCAGUGCCCCAGGCCCGGCGGCGAUCAAGCAUCGAAGAGCAGCUGCUGCAGGAGGACGGACAGGUGAUCCCAGCUGAAGGCAGACCUCUGAUCCGUCUCACCAAGUGCUCCGAGGACCCACCCAGCAUAGUUGUGGGUGGCGGGGGCGGCCCUGGCGGGGGCGGCGGGGGCCUUUCGCAGCGACUGCCGCCCCCGAAGCAAGGCUCCACCCCCGCAGCCGCAGUCCUAGCCCCGUUGGGGAACCGCUACACUCCACUGCAGCCCAUCCGACGAACCGGCGACCACUCGCAGUAGCCAAAGAGAGCCUCUGUUCAAUCCUCCCUUUAUUCAGGGCAAAAAUAUGUGCUGUCAUUUUGAUAUCAAUUUCUUCUCUGUUUCUCUCAUUCUCUCUUUUUCUUUAAUUCUUUAAUUUUUAGGUGAAGGGAAAUCAUUCCCUUUAUUUGCUGUCUUGCUGAUGAAGUUAGUAACUAAAGAAAGCCACGCCAUCAAACUAACUCUCUGUACUACUAGGGUAGUCCUUAUCUUUCUUUUUUAAAAGUCUUGGGUAAUUAUCGAGGGGGCAACCACUCUAGAAAUCUUGUGUCCCCUUAGCGCUAGAAAUCUCUGGGAAAUCUGAAAUCUUGCCCCCCAAAAGGCCCAAAAGAAGCUAUUUUUGAGCAAAAUAACGGUUAAAAUCUUGCGAAAUCCGACGAAAUCUUUUCCCUGAAGAAAUCUUGAGUCCCCAAACAUCCAAUGUGGUUGCCCCCUCGGUAAUUAUUUACAGUUGAGACUAAGAUUUACAAGAAAUGUGGCAAUUAAAUAAUAAGCAAUUUCAUUUGCAACCUGAACUAUGUAGUCACUGUGCUUGAGUUGGGCUGGGCUGGUCCCAAGAAGGAGUUAAGAGAUGAGGCUUGCUGUGCCAGAAUGCAAGGAGAAUACCUAGUUUUUAAUUAUUUCUGCUUUUAACUUCUAACUUUCUCUUAAAAAUUCGAACAUUUUUACUGCUUUCAAAUUUUGUCCUCAAAAUCCCUUUAGUUCAGUUCUAGUGCCAUAAAGUGUUACGUAAUUGGAAUAAAUGCCUCUUUUUUCUCUCUAUCUCGCUCUUUCGAAAUACUGUAACAAGUGAAAAUGCACAUUAGUUACAACAGUGUAUCUCAAAAGGCUUUUUCCUCAGUUUCAAUCUAUAAAAUGAGGCAUAUGUUGCUUAAGUUUCUUCAACUACUAAUACUGUGUCCUAACAACAAGAAAAAUUCUGAAAUGAAAUUACAAUGAAGUUCAAUUAUUAGUGCCUUUGUCCUUCAUAUCAGACAUGCUUCUACUCUUGUAUACUUGUUUAGCUCCUUGCAAAUAAAAAAGAUACUAUCUUA